AUGCCUAGUAGUAAUCCAAUCUCAGAGGUCCCGGCUGGAUUCUUCAGCGGCCUGGGGAACUUAGAGGAAUUUUAUUUUCAGGAAGUUCCAAUCGGAUCAACAUUGAUAAACGGAUCAUUGGAAUUCCUCGGUGCACCCAUAUCAAUAAUUGAUAUAGGUCGUAACUCCAUCUCAACUCUGGAAUCCCAUGCAAUCACAGGUUUGGAAUCUAACACAGAGUUAGAUAUUCGAGAUAAUGAAAUCAGGGAAUUGACGGAGGAAUCCUUUCGCCCCAUGCUGGAUCUGUUCUCUCUGGUGGAAGGGAUUAUCAAUUUACAUGGCAACCCCGUGGAGCGUGACUGCAGCAUGGCUUGGAUAGUGUUGAAUCCGGUCUUCCUGGAAAGUGUCCUGGGUAUAUGCACCGAUGGAACUUAUUUCAAAAUCUGGAUCCAGACAUUUUUGAAGACUUUUGUCUCAGGAGAGAUCCUCCCAUGGCAGGCGAUUAUUCCACUUGGAUUGGUUCCGAAAAGAUUCCAGCAAUAAAUGGAAUUUGAUUCCCAGGAUUACUGGGAUAAUGAA
Molecule: messenger RNA, 558 nt
Organism: Darwinula stevensoni
Lineage: Eukaryota; Metazoa; Arthropoda; Ostracoda; Podocopida; Darwinulidae
Source: the annotation of a GenBank genome assembly